AUGAAAAUUUUAUCUUUAAUCGUGUUACCGUUGAUGGCAAUUCAUUCCACUUCAGGACAGGAAGAUAUAUGGCUACUUUUAUGUUUACUGAGAAAUUGUUAUCAAACACCAACCCAGCAAACCAGUUACCCAUCGACAUAUUCAUAUAAUGAAGCUUUCAGACCUCAGCAGCAACAAUAUCAACAAUAUACCAGCACACAACAGCAACCAUACCAACAACCUACGGCCACACAACAGGAACUCGACACCAUCCAACCACAAGAACCUAACAUCAUCCAACCACAACAAGAACCUAACAUCAUCCAACCACAAGAACCUAACAUCAUCCAACCACAAGAACCUAGCAUCAUACAACCACAAGAACCUAACACCAUACUGACGGACACAGCGCAAAGGCAGGCUAUAAUUGCACAAGCGAUUGAGAGCCUAAAACAAACCAACACUAUAGAAAAUCAGCAACAAUCGAGCAACUUAUUACAGCAGCCUGACGCCACACAACUACUAACCACAAACGAACCACAACAACUUAGUAAUUUACUACAACAGCCUGAUACCACACAACAACUAGCUACAAACGAACAACAACAACUUAGUAAUUUACUACAACAGCCUGACGCCACACAGCAACUAACUACAACCGAACAACAACAACUUAGUAAUUUACUACAGCAGCCUGAUUCAACACAGCAACUAGCUACAACCGAACAACAGCAACUUAGUAAUUUACUACAACAGCCUGAUACCACACAGCAACUAGCUACAACCGAACAACAGCAACUUAGUAAUUUACUACAACAGCCUGAUACCACACAGCAACUAACCACAAACGAACAACAACAACUUAGUAAUUUACUACAACAGCCUGAUACUACACAGCAACUAGCUACAAACGAACAACAGCAACUUAGUAAUUUACUACAGCAGCCUGAUACCACACAGCAACUAACCACAAACGAACAACAGCAACUUAAAGGCUACAAUGGUAACAUUGGUUAUCGAGUUAUGGUCAUUUCUCUGAGCGUAAACGUAAAGGGAAAAUAUAUCUGA
This is a messenger RNA of Lottia gigantea (owl limpet), 1047 nucleotides long. RefSeq lists its product as hypothetical. The transcript is spliced from 3 exons. Lineage: Eukaryota; Metazoa; Mollusca; Gastropoda; Lottiidae. The coding region runs from base 1 to 1047 and encodes 348 amino acids. The record is from RefSeq and is a predicted model, not a curated record.